This is a messenger RNA of Mollisia scopiformis, 919 nucleotides long. RefSeq lists its product as uncharacterized. The transcript has a single exon. The coding region runs from base 90 to 752 and encodes 220 amino acids. The record is from RefSeq and is a predicted model, not a curated record. NCBI's taxonomy places the organism in Eukaryota, Fungi, Ascomycota, Leotiomycetes, Helotiales, Mollisiaceae.
CAGAAGAGGCUCAGGAGCUCUUGUAUUCAACAGGCAAAGACUUGGAUGCUUUUACGCCCUUCCCUAGACUGCCAAUCGAGAUUCGACUUAUGAUCAUGCGUCUGUCCUUCCCACGAACUCGCAAGGUCAUCCUCAACGCAGGUUUCAGGCACCUCCCACUUGAUUCGUUCGGUGUAGAGCGUCGUCGAUACUCCCCACGUCUCCUACCUGCCCUCCAUAUCAAUUCCGAGAGCCGUCGAGAGGUAUUAGAGAGAUACUCGGUUGUUACAAAAGCAGACUUCGAGAAGUGGCACCUGACCUCCUUCGGCCCGCUGUUUUUUGACCAGGCGACAGACACAUUUCAACUUCAAAGUCGUGGGAAGAGUUUUCCAACAUUUGCUUCUGUCAAAGUGGUGGAAUCGAUGUUUCCAGAAAAACUAGCGCAAAUCAAAAGGAUCGAGCUCCUCUUUGACUAUCCUCAGGUUACCUCGUGGAGACAUUUCCUGAGAGAUUCGAUAUCGAGCCCACUGAGAAGUGACCAUCAAGGAGAUGUUGAAGGGAAAGAGCAGUGGAUCCCAUUUGAGGGUCUUUUGCACUUGAGCGGCCUUGAGCGUGUAGUCUUCUCUAUCUUCAUAUCCCGCUGGGAUGCGUUCGGCCACAAUGUCGAAAAACUUUUUGAUGAUCUUCAAAGUCUUUUCCAACAAGUUCUCGAAAAGCGAAAGUAUCGGUUUGCCCAUGGCAAUGCUCCGACUGUGAAAUUUAGGAGAGUCUAAAUUAGAGUUGUUGGAAUCCCUAGCGAUUGAUAGCUCAGCAAUUUUCUGAUGGUGGAGAUUGAGGCUGAUGAAGUUGCGGUUUUGCAAAAAAUAUGUAUGAAGAUAGCUGCUCGUUGCUGGGCGUUUUAGCCAAGAGAAAUUACAUCGGUGUCUUGAAAUUAGCGGAA